AUGGACAAAUCCUUCCUUCACAUAGAUUUUUUGCACUUGAAGGAGCAAUUGGCUCAGUCUCAGGAGGAGAUCGCAGAUGGACUGUCUUCGAUCAGCGAUCUCAUGCAACAAGUGGAUGGUUUGACUCCCCUAGAGGGUCAGUUGGCACUUUCGCAGGCGGAGAACGCCAACCUACGUCGUCAGCUUGCGGAACACCUCGAGAUAUACGACCAGUUGCAGGUGGUGGAGCAUGAUCGGGAUCAGGCUAUAGCUGAACACCGAGCUCUCCUCGACACACUGAACAGUGCUAUACUCGGAUCCCGGUCGUCUGCGUUGAUCGCUCGAUCGACGCCUGAGAGUGCUACUCCGGUCGUAUCGCCCCCUGCUCCCACUACCCCGGGAUCGAGAUCGCUUGCCCGUAGGUCCAGAUCGAGAUCGUUCGGCCCGCCUGCCAAGCGUCGGCGUAUUCAACCAAGGUCACAAUCCAGUGAUUCUUCCACCGCCCGUGUGGCUUCCCGGCUAUUGUCGUUGAACCCUUCAAUACCUUUGAACAACCUUCCCGGAUUGGCCCCACCCGAGCCUCCACCCAAUUCUUCUUGUUCUCCGCUUUCUUCCGCGGCUUCUGGGACUGGAUCGGGAAGUGAGGAGCUGACCGAGUCGGAUUCUAGCUCGGAUGAUUUGACUCGUGCUGCAUUAUCCCAAUCGAGAUCGGCCUCUCGUCGUCAACCUAGAUCGGAUGCCCGAUCUUCGACCCCGAACCCCUCUCCGGCCGCUCGGGUUGUUCCCGCUUCUCCCGCGGCUACUGCGUUGGCUCAAGCACUGUUGCGUUCGCCUUCUCCAGACGUUCCGGAGCCUCGUUAUCUUUCGUACCCAUCCACUCCGGUCGCGGCUGUCCCCGUAGUCGAAAUUCAAGAUGAUGACGGCGUAGAAGACGUGGAGGUAUCGCCAACAGGGGAGACACACAGCGAGACUGGCUCUGUUAGUCCGCCUCCGGAGUCUACUGCGCUUUCGGAUCGCCAUUCGUCCGAUAGCGAAAACAGCAUCACCCUUCCGGCACGCCAAGUGGCUAACAGAGUUUUCUCUUCCGUGGACUUCGACAAUCUUCCGCCACUCCAGCAACCACGGGAUCGGUGGAUUCCCAACUAUCUGGCGCCCUCCCGACGGGUAGCUUCCGAGAUCGCUCCAUGGUCCGUUUCGCGGAUCGCGAUGGUUUGCGUGAGGACCAUGACCAUUGAGCUGUUGUUUCACCACUACUCCAAACCCAGGAAUUUUCUGUUUCCCUUCUACAAUCAUGGACGAGCUCCGCCUACGGGGACUUGGGCUUCUGGGCUGAUCUCGCGGCAACACAUCGAGGCUCUUUAUGCUUUAGCCCCUUGGGAUAAUAUCAUAGUCCCAGUGAACCCGAUAUCAUUCACCAUGACUGGAUGGUAUCGUGAUAUGGGUCAUCGGUACCUGGAGCUUGAGUCCACUCAUCGAAAAGCUCUGUGGGAAUCUACUCAUGCUUUCCCGAUUCCUCCGGCUCAAAGGCGAUCUGAACGGUUCAUGCAGACAUUCUGA
Messenger RNA from Peronospora matthiolae, 1536 nucleotides. NCBI's taxonomy places the organism in Eukaryota, Oomycota, Peronosporomycetes, Peronosporales, Peronosporaceae. The record is from the annotation of a GenBank genome assembly.